AUGAACUGUGACGCGCUGCACGCGGCUUGGUGGACGCUGACCUCAUGCUCGUUGAACGCGUACUCCUAUGAGAUAGGCGUGCGAUAUGCGAGAGAUGCAGGCCAGCUUAUCAGCUUCGUCCAAAUGCUGGGCGUUGCACUACUCACGACGCCGCAGGCGGCUCGUGAGCUCCGCACCCACUGGCGUCAGCAGCAGAGGUACCGCCUGCACAGCCCUCGCACGUGGGCGCUCUUCAUGGGUUAUUUUCUCACUUUCUAUGGAACGGCGUUCCUUAUAAACCUCUCUGUUGAGCUGGGCGUAUCUAUCCAGCUCGUGCACGUCUCCCGUGCCGGCACGCUAGUUGCGACGUUGAUUCUAUCCGUGAUUUUCCAGCGAAAACGCUACACCGCAGUGCAGUAUAUUUGCGUGCUUCUCGUGUCCGCUGGGCUGGUGUGGGCGGCUCUUGCCCUGCAGGCAACCGGGACACUGAGUCAGUCGAGGCGGGAUGCACUCAGGGCAUCGGCUUCCCUCUGGGUAGGUAUCUUUCUGCUUGUGGUGAACUGCUUCCUUUCACCCGUCAUGGGGAUACUACAACAGCUUUUGAUUGCCCCGAGACCUGGUGCUACUGGCGAUACUCUUACCAGGUCAGAGCUGCUAUGCAUGCAGCACUGGGUGGCUGUGCUGCUUUUUCUAAUACAGGCGCAGGAGAUGGAGCAGGCAUCCCUCGUGAAAAACAUGAAACUUCUCUGGCGUGCACCAGUGCCGCUAUCCGGUGCUGGCGGCGGAACUCCUGGUGAGCUGCUUCUCAUGGUGAACACCAUGACACAGUAUUUAUGUAUGCGAAGUGUGAUCCAGAUGCAGGUCACCAGCCGUAGCAUCCUCUAUGUUCAGCUUGUAACCGCGCUCCGGAAACUAGCGAACUUUUUGCUAAGCGCGCAGCUUUUCGGUACGAAGAUGCACGGCUUCCAAUGGAUGUCCUUGCUGCUCGUCUUUGGAGGAACGCUGGGCUAUGCGCUCUCGCAAGACGAUUCCCCGGAUGUGCAAAGAAGCCAUAAGAUACCGAGAAAGAAUCUCGCUUUAUGA
Molecule: messenger RNA, 1062 nt
Organism: Cyanidioschyzon merolae strain 10D
Lineage: Eukaryota; Rhodophyta; Bangiophyceae; Cyanidiales; Cyanidiaceae
Product: similar to UDP N-acetylclucosamine transporter
Exons: 1
Coding region: 1-1062 (353 amino acids)
Biological process (GO): transmembrane transport
Cellular component (GO): Golgi membrane; endoplasmic reticulum membrane
Molecular function (GO): transmembrane transporter activity
Source: RefSeq, a predicted model, not a curated record